Molecule: messenger RNA, 459 nt
Organism: Humulus lupulus (European hop)
Lineage: Eukaryota; Viridiplantae; Streptophyta; Magnoliopsida; Rosales; Cannabaceae
Exons: 1
Coding region: 1-459 (152 amino acids)
Source: RefSeq, a predicted model, not a curated record
AUGCCCAACCAUGUGAAAUUCAUAAAGAAGAUUAUGUCCAAGAAGAGGAAGAUGGAGGAUUAUGAGACGGUGGCGCUCACUAAAGAGUAUAGUGCAAUAUUGCAGAGGAAGUUUCCCCAAAAUUUGAGAGAUCUGGGGAGAUUUACUAUGCCUUCUAUAAUAGGGAAGUUUGAGUGUAAGCAUGCUUUGUGUGAUUUGGGGGCGAGUAUAAAUCUGAUGCCUUUGUCUGUUUUUAGAAGACUUGGUUUGGGGGAGGCUAUUCCUACUAUAGUCACGUUACAACUAGCAGAUCGUUCAAUUAAACAUCCCGGGGGAAUCAUAGAGGAUGUUCUUGUUAAAGUGGACAAAUUCAUUUUUCUAGCAGACUUCAUAGUAUUGGAUAUGGAAAAAGAUGAAAAUGUCCCAAUCAUUCUGGGAAGACCAUUUUUAGCUACUGGGCAGGCUCUAAUUGUUGUGUAG